AUGGAGGUACCACUGGGGGUGUGGAUGGAGGAGCCACUGGAGGUGCAGAUGGAGGUACUACUGGGGGCGUGGACGGAGGAACGACAGGUGGUGCGGACGGAGGUACCACUGGGGGCGUGGACGGAGGAACCACUGGGGGUGAGGACGGAGGUACGGGAGGUGAAGGUGGAGAUUCGACAGGCGGCGUCGCAGGUGGAGGUGAGGAUGGAGCGACGACUGGUGGAGACGGGCUCUCUGUUGGUGUAGGAGGUUGGGGUUCUACGACUUGGGAAGAAGCCAACGUGA
Messenger RNA from Spirodela intermedia, 285 nucleotides. The record is from the annotation of a GenBank genome assembly. NCBI's taxonomy places the organism in Eukaryota, Viridiplantae, Streptophyta, Magnoliopsida, Alismatales, Araceae.